UAGUUGUACGUGCACUGUGAACAUGGACAAAAAUUAUGUAACGCAGAUUACAACUUUAAGCAUUUUUUUAUUGCUUUUAGAUGCGACGUGGGCGUCAUUCAACAAUGCUAAUGACUUAUUUCAACUGCAAUUUCCGGGUGCUUCUGCUCCAGGCCAGUUGGAGCAGUAUGCCGAUAACAUUCUCACCAUGACAACGACAAACAAUGAGCAAUAUCAGUGUAUUGUUCCACCUGAAAAUGACCCCAAUGCUCAAGAUGUUCUGUCAUAUGAUGGUCCAUCAGCCAAUAAGCUAAUGGAACCUCUAUUGAAAGGGGGAUCCUGCACCCUAAGGGUUGAAACAUAUUGGACCUAUGAGCUAUGUCACGGCAUGCACAUACGACAGUUUCAUGAAGAAAAACUACCAGGAAGGGACACAAAGAGACAAGAAUUUUUUCUGGGAAAAGACUUUGCAUUCCCUCAGGAUGAGAAGUUUGCGAGUCAGAAUGUGUCAACGAUUAAAGGUCCAGCAAAAGAUAUCAAAGUACCUACUAUAUAUCUGGACGGAAAGGACAUUCCCUACUUUGAAGUCAUCAUGGGUAAUGGCACUGCAUGUGACCUGAAGGGCAAUACACCAAGAAUGACCAGGGUGAAGUAUGUGUGUGACAAGAAUGGCCGAGGAGACAUCUUAUCUUUGAAGGAAACUAGUACAUGUGAAUAUGAAGUAAUUCUCUUCUCAACACAUCUAUGUAGUCAUCCCCUCUACAGAUUGAAGGAAUCUCCAAUCAAUAUGAUUCAGUGCCAUGCUAUGGAUGGUUCGCCUGUUCUUCCUGAAGCAUAUGAAGCUCUUACAAGGAAAGACAAUAUACAUCAUGUGAAUCAACCAAAGCAAGCUGAGACAGAUACUGAAACAAAAAUUAUCCAAUCAGUGGACAGAGCUACAAGAGGACCGGUCACAUCUCUGGCCGAUGACCAGCUGUUGAGAGACUUUCUACGGGGAGACUACUGCCUCAAUGGUGGCCAAGGAUGGUGGAAGUUUGAAUUCUGUUAUGGAAAAUAUGCUCAGCAAUAUCAUCAGGAUAAAACAGGAAAAACGAUAGUAUUACUAGGUGCUUGGGACGAAGAUGCUCAUAAAAAAUGGUGGGCUGAUGCCAAAACAAAGACAAAAUCUUCAACAAGCAGUACCAAACAAGUCACUCAUUUUUAUUCUGGAGGCGAUAUGUGUGAUUUAACAGGGAAACCUCGACAAGUUCAGGUGAAAUUAAAAUGCAAGGAAUCGCUAGGUCAGCACGCUGUCACCAUAUAUCUUGUAGAACCAUAUACAUGUGAUUAUAUUUUAGGGGUUGAAGCUUCAAUUAUUUGUCCACUCUUGGAUUCAGCAGAUGAAUAUGGACUUUUACACACCGACGUACCAAAACCCUGAUCGUGUCUUCCACAAGAUGUGAAAUUAAAGUACUUUUACAUUCUGUGAAUGUUGGAAUGAUAAGUAUUACUGAACUUUCAAGCAGCAGGACAGUAUGUAUCUCAUCUUGGUCUAUGACACGAUACCUUCUAGGAUUGUUUCGUAAACCUGUUUGUAAAUCAUGAACAACUUUACAAACAACUGGAAUAUGGAAAGCAAGAAUGGGUUUCUUUUUAAAAAUAUUUUUAAGUCAAAAUGUUUAAUUUAACAUACUAGUGUUCAUUCCAUUAUAACUGUUAACAGUCAUCUCAGUGCAAAGGAUGUUAUUUGCCUUGAUGAAAUAUAGACAAUAUAAUAUAAAGACAAAUACUGGUAUUAGGAAAGACUUUUGGCUUAAUCUGUAGCACUUCUAAUUCCAGCUGUUUGUAAAGUCAGUAAUUUAACAAAUGACUGUAUAAACAGUCCCGCUUUUUGAUCUGGGGGCCCGUACCACACAGGACUUUGACCAACAGGGCUCAGCAGCCAAUCAUAAUAAAGUUCUCCAUGUUAAAGGCAAAUUUACCGUGAUUGUAAAUGUUUUGUACAGGCCUCUGGAUGGAGAUGGAAGUUAUGCUCUGGCAGGAUGACUUGUCAUUUCGUCUCUCCAUUUCCACCUCUCUCUUGUCCUCAGUCAUGCUGUGAAGUUACUUAGAACAAGAUGGGAAGAUGCAUUGGACAUCCAGCACAAACUAAAAUGACCUCCCAUCCCAUCUUGAAAGUUCCGUAGGAGUGGCUGCCUUUAAGUACUGCUAUCCUCUGUAAUAGUGUUUACACUAUGGGUCACAUGAGAAAUGCAGAGAUACCAACUGUUAUGAUUCUUUUGAUUAAAUAGUAUUAUGUAAAGAUUCUGGUUUAAGAAAAAUCUGCACGUUUCCUUUAAAAAUUCUGCUAAUCCAUUACGGUAUUACUUAUGUUUUAUGCGGAAAGUUUUGAAGUACAGGUAUUUCUGCUCAAGUCAACCUUCUGUAAGUUAAAGAGUAUAUAAUAUAUAAUCUGAAAUUUUACAUUUAUUAUCAUUCCUGAGAGAGCUUAAUAAUUUCACAGGGGUACUUAAUAUAAAAUCUAAACUAUUCAUAUGGGAAUUAGACAUGUAAGUAGUUGAUAGAUAUUUCAUAUUUGUAUGUUAAGCUUUCUAGAUCUCACUGAAGAUAUUGCCAUCCCAAUCUUACCAUAUUUUCAUUUCUGAUGUUUUAUGAUAUUGUCAUGAUGUACCUAACAAUUUAUUCAGAAAGUUAUUUUUUUAAUAUCUGGCACUUUUAUCCAAGCUUUACUGAAUAUUAUUUUGUUUAUCUGAUGAACUGAAGCCUAGUUAUCGAUUAAAAUAGGGUAUCUGAGUAAACUUUUUCUGAAUGCACACAUGUUGGCAUAUCACCAGAUUAGGACUUGUCCCCACAGCAUUGCUAUUCUGUGUCAAAUGUUGAUCACAUGGCAACUUGCAUGAGCAUCUUUUCUUUUCCAUGGUAAGUGAAUUAUGUAAGGAUCCUUGAUGAAAUUAUAGCUGAACUUUGCAAAAGUUGAAUCGAACUUGCAGAAGUUGUAUAUAUUCUUUUAUGAACUAUCAAGUAAAAAUUGCGUCUAUUAAAAUUGAUGCUAUGACAAUUAACGAUCCAGGGUUGUAUGUAGAUAUGAUAAAGAUAAUAGAUGUAUCUUUAUUGGAAGAAUGAGAUUUUUUUUAUUGUGCAACUAUCCACUGUCUUUCGUGAUAUUUCAAGUAAUAUGGUGAAAUGUACAACUUUAGAGGUUGAAAUAAACACAGUCCAAGAAUUAAUAGAAUCCUUAUAUAGUUGGUUGCUUAAAUAAGAGUGAAUAAUUGCUUCCUGUGUUCCUUGCUCCUACAAAUUAGUCACAAGGAAAAAUUGAAAUGUAAUGAAAUACAAUCGAGUUUGACAACCUAUCAGUUUCAAUACACGCCUGAAUAAAUAAAAACAUUUGAAGACUUAUCUGUACAAGCCCCCCCCCCCCCCGGAAAUAAUAUUGACUUUUGUGAUUGGGGGUGUGGGGGCUAUAUCAGUAUUAUUCUAUGAGUUGUGUAAAUUGUCAAAAUUAUAUUUUAGACAAUUAUAUGAAUAUGUAUUUUUUUUUACCUUUUUCAUUCAUAGUUUAGAUAAAUGUUGGUUAAUUAGAUGUUGAGUUCCCCAUACAGUACAAUGCACAUCAUUAAAACAAGUGAAGCUCAUACAAUGAAUCUGUACAAUGGGGUCCGUUUCAUAAAGAGUUGAACUACGGUAACUUUGCCAUUAUGGCAACUACAAUGGAAACCUUAUUUCUGAAUGAUAGCUGAGACCCGUUACUAUGGUAGUUGCCAAAGUAACGACAGUUGUAAGUCCUAAUUAUGAAAUGGGCCCAGAUCUUGUGGUACAAAGUGAGAAAUAAAAGCUUUUCUAUGAGCCAUAUAAUGGAAUGUAAUGCACAAAUGAAGGGAAUGAAUAAACCAUAUGAAGCAUAAUGCUGCCAAGGUGCAAGGAAUAACUUUGUCUCAAAGUUAGGUCAAAUUACUCAGUGAAAGAAAAUGCCAAUACACUUUAUCCAACAGGAUAGUCAAGAUAGAUGACUGGUUUGGACAGGAUGCCAAUUGAUUUAAGAACAAAAUAUACCCCCAUUGAUGAUGCCCCUUUCAUAAAUGUGCAGAUUCAGCCGUUUCAGUUGGAAAUAGGUGUGAAAGACUUUUGCUAUUUGUAUUCUUCUAUUGCAUUUAUUUUAAUGUAAUAUUUACUGCAAUAUCUUAUCCAUUGAUGAAUAUAUUGGAAUAUAUUGUGAUCAUGCUUUGGCCACUUUUGGAAGAAUAAAAUAAGUCUAUUC
This is a messenger RNA of Lytechinus variegatus (green sea urchin), 4216 nucleotides long. It is a transcript of the gene erlec1, whose product is annotated as endoplasmic reticulum lectin 1-like. Gene Ontology annotation, biological process: retrograde protein transport, ER to cytosol; endoplasmic reticulum unfolded protein response. The record is from RefSeq and is a predicted model, not a curated record. The transcript has 10 exons. Bases 23 to 1399 code for a protein of 458 amino acids. NCBI's taxonomy places the organism in Eukaryota, Metazoa, Echinodermata, Echinoidea, Temnopleuroida, Toxopneustidae. Gene Ontology annotation, cellular component: endoplasmic reticulum lumen.